AUGGAUCCCGAGGAAUAUAACAAAUUUACAAAAGAAAUGUGUUUCACAGCUAGACGUACAGAUAACUUUUUUGCUGGUAUACACACCGAUCAAACUAUCGAGCAAACUUUAAUGAAGUCAAUGAGUGUCGAAGGCGGACCUUUUCGACGUGGAGCUACAGACAGUGUCGUCUAUCAAUGGAUUAAUGGAGUUGUUUGCACAAGCGACAUUAUUGAAGGAAUGGAAACUUUCUGCAAUAUUUCAUUCAAAAAAAGCCACCAACAUGCAGAUUUUACAGAUGCGAGAAUCACAAGAGGUGAUGCUGAAAUUAAAAAAUUGAAAGAAUGGCUUCAGUCUCACGAUCCUUUCUCCGAGCUGGAUGUAAUUACGAAUAUUGCAACAGGUGUUAUUGACCACGAAAAGACGAUCAAUUGCUACAAUGCCUUUGAUCAAGGUAUUGAGACUGUAAAGAAAAUAAACGGUCAAAACUUCAGAGAUUUGAAAUUGAAAACAUCACAAAAAGUUGUACCUUUGCUUGCUGCAAACAGUAAACUAAAAAUAAAUAACGAACACGUUCCAAUUGAUCCUCUCUUAUUGUUUCAACGUAUUACCGUAUUGAAGAAAUCUGAUACCGAUUUACAAAACUAUAUGAAGAACGAAUUAGCUCCUUACCUGUUAUCGUUGUACGACGACGCAGGAAUGUGA
Trachymyrmex cornetzi is the source of this 684-nucleotide messenger RNA. RefSeq lists its product as uncharacterized. The transcript has a single exon. The coding region runs from base 1 to 684 and encodes 227 amino acids. The record is from RefSeq and is a predicted model, not a curated record. NCBI's taxonomy places the organism in Eukaryota, Metazoa, Arthropoda, Insecta, Hymenoptera, Formicidae.